AUGGCAAAGACAGAUUUUUAUUCCGCAAGAGUUUUACAACAAAGAGUACGUAGAGAAAAAGUACAUUAUGAACAAAUUGUUGAUGAUGAAUCGAAGUCUGAUAUUAAUUCAAGCAGUGAUUCGGUUGAUAUGCUUGACUUCCAGUUAUUAAAUAACACAACAACAACAACACGUUUACAUCGGCAAGAACUUGAUGAUAAUGUUGAUGGGGGUCAUUUUUCAGACGAAGAUAAUUUUGAAAAUUAUUAUUCUUCAAAUGAAGCUGAUAAUGUUAAUAUCGACGAUGAAAUUUUAUUGCUACACGAUGGAAAUUUACCAUUAUAUCAACAAGCAUCAGUAAGUGUCGGAAAAGCUGUGCAAUACAUUAUGAAUUAUUAUAUUAAUUCAAAUUAUGAUAAAUCCAAGGUAGUUGCCUUGCUAAAUGUAAUCAAAUACAUAUUACGUAUACCCAAUCGAUUACCAACAACUUUCCAUCAAAUACUAAAAAUAUACGGUAAAAAGCCUUCAUCGACAGUUAAGUUUUAUUAUAAUAGUUGCCUUGCUUUAACAGCAGUUAAAGGUGGGCAACAAUAUUGUACGAAUUUUAAUUGCCCUUUUACUAAUAUUAAAUUAUCAAAACGACAACUAAUGGAAAUUUUCACAAUGAAUGUUAGGGAUAAAUUGCAAUCGAUUGUUCGCCGAAAGAUUUCUGUAAUUACUGGCUACGAAGAACUUUUUCCUAAAUUCGAUACUUCGUCUGGUAAUCGCUACCAGCUAAUUACAAAGAAUGUUGCUAAUCCAAUAACUCUCAAUAUUCACGUGGAUGGUGCACCACUGGUCACAAUUAAACAAUUGACGGAUUUAUCUGUAAAUGGAACAUCAAUAUUUGUCAAUGAACAUGAAUUUCAAGUGAAUGUUAAAACAUUAUUUUUCAUUUCGGAUUUGCCAGCAAAAUCAUUAUUCACCGAGACAAUUCAUUUUAAUGGAUAUUUUGCAUGCACAAAUUGCAUUACCGAAAGCACAUUAUACAAGAAGCAAAUUAUUUAUCCUUAUCGAAAUAAUAAUUACAUGUCAAGAAAUCAUGAACAAUUUGUAAAAACUGCUAAAGAAGUUGAACUAAUAUCACGAGUCGAUGGUAAAUAUGCAAAGUCUGUUGUUGGUAUUAAAGGCUUUUCCAGUUUGUUGAAAUUGUUUCGUUAUCCCGAUGAUAUUAUUUAUGAUUAUAUGCAUUUAAUAUGGUUGAAUCACGUUCCAACCCUAUUGAAACGUUUUAUCGGUCACGGUGGUUUGGCCUUUUCAUCUUCAUUUUGUUUCGAAUCGGUAAUUCGUUUUCUAAAAAUAAAAUCUCAUGGAACGAAAAACCUAGGUUCUCAAAUUGCAUUUUGGUGUGAUAUUGACUCAAUCAUGCUAUCAAAAGAAUUUGGAUCACCUUCAAAGCAAUUACUCAACGAAAUAAAACUAUGCAAUGAUCCAUUAAAUUUUUAUAGAAAAGUGUUAAAUGAAAAACUUGCUAUUCUUCCACAUAAUAUUAGAAAAAUUCGAUUGUAUUUACGAUUUAAAGAUAAAUAUGUAACAUAUCAUUCGGUUUUAUAUGGUAAUCGUUUUCCAUGCGUCAGCUAUUUAGUUUCAUAUCGGGACCAACAUCAACAAACGCAAUAUGGUAAUAUUAUUUUGUUUUAUUCCCACGACAACGUAUAUUACUCAUUGAUACAACAAUACCUUAUGUCUCCUGUUAAAAUAUCUGAUUAUUUAAUGAUUCCAAAUGAACUUAAAUCAAGAAUUGACUCAUUUUAUCCAAUAUGCUAUUUAAGUAAUGAAUUUAUUAUAAUACAAGUUUGCGAUAUUGUCAGUAAAUGUAUAUCCGUACCAUUUCUGGAAUAUCUUUGUAUUAGUGAAAGAUGCAUAAGUUACGAACAUGAUUGA
Messenger RNA from Rotaria socialis, 1902 nucleotides. Lineage: Eukaryota; Metazoa; Rotifera; Eurotatoria; Philodinida; Philodinidae. The record is from the annotation of a GenBank genome assembly.